Lactuca sativa (garden lettuce) is the source of this 891-nucleotide messenger RNA. NCBI's taxonomy places the organism in Eukaryota, Viridiplantae, Streptophyta, Magnoliopsida, Asterales, Asteraceae. The record is from RefSeq and is a predicted model, not a curated record.
AUGAAAUGGGUGGUUGUCGUUCUCGUUUUAGUGGCACUAACUAGUUCUGUCGCCGCGGAAACUUCCAGCAAACCACCACCUGCGUUGUCGCCUCCUCAGAGAGUGGGGUCAAAGAUAAAUACACCCAUGGUAGUAGUUCCGGCAUGCUUGUUAAUUGCUUUUUUGUUAAUUUGCAUUUUCUUCUUCUACUUCGGUUGCCACUAUGUCGAACAUCAGCUCACCCUCGCCUCCACCAUCAUCAACGGCGGUGGAAGGAGGUCCAUGAAGCUGGUAUGCGGGCUCGACCCUGCAGUGAUCGCCACAUUCACAACUUGCACUUAUUCCACAGUGAAAGAGAUGAAAAUAGGGCAACACGUGCUAGAAUGUGCAGUGUGCUUAAUUGAGUUUACGGAUCACGAGGUCUUACGCUUGUUACCGGAAUGCAACCAUGUAUUCCACAGGGCCUGCAUAGAUGAGUGGUUGGCUUUACGCGUCACUUGCCCGGUUUGUCGAGCAAGUCUAGUUCCAAAACCCAACCAGCUCAGUUAUGCUGAGCUGUGUUGUGGCCCAAACAGGCCUACUACAAGUGGUCAUGUUUCAGUUGAAGUGUUUGAUUUAAAACAUGACAUUUCACUUGUUAGAAAAUUUCCACGUUCAUAUUCAACGGGACAUUUGAUGAUGGAACGACCUAUUGAAGAUGUUGAAAGAUACACGUUAGGAUUAUCAGAGGAGGCACAACAUGUUCUUAACAACUUAGUUGCCGAUCCGUUGACAAGCUCCAAUGCCUCAAAUACAAAGGAAAGUAGUUUGAAAAAGAGUCUCAAGAGUGCAAGUGCAAAUUUUGUUAGAGAAUCAGAUUACUUUGAGUAUGAGAGAUUCGGGCAAGAAAGACAACAAAGUGUCUGGCGAUGA